Amoebophrya sp. A120 is the source of this 2360-nucleotide messenger RNA. The record is from the annotation of a GenBank genome assembly. Lineage: Eukaryota; Dinophyceae; Syndiniales; Amoebophryaceae.
GUACACCGGGUGGCUGACGCACGUGGGCGACCGGACCAUGGCCUCGCGCAAGGCAGAGCAGUUAAUCGCAACUGUAAAACAGUGCCCCAAUUUUGCACUCUACGUCGUGCACGGCGGGACGGACUUCGGCUUCACGAAUGGCGCGAACGUUCUCGGCGGAACCUUUCGGCCACAGCCCGUGAGCUACGAUUACGACGCGCCGAUCUCGGAAGACGGUGCUGCGAUUAGCGAGAAAUACCGGCUACUCCAAAAGGAGAUUCGUUCCCGGGAGCACGCGACGGGGUUGUUGCCAGAGGGGACGACGGCGGCGACAGCAGGAGGAAGAGUAGCAGGCGGUAGAGCUUCUUCAACACCGGAGCUGCGUGAAAAUCAUACCGAUGUAAAGACAUCUUCCCAGCUAAUCAAACUCAAUUUCCGAAAUCGUGGUAGUCUGCUCACGCUGUUCGAGCGGGCGACACAAGGCCGGAAAAGUGCAGCUAGCGGAAGCGACAGCAACAGCAACUACAACAGUUGCGUCGCGAUCAAAGAGCCUAAUUUUCUCGAUGACAUUAUUUCCAUUUCUCCGGCAUCGUCCAGCGCAAAGCCUACCUCAUCCUCGCAGCGAGUGGAGAUAGAUUCCUUUGACCAACUACUGAUGUUCGAGUUCAGGCACGGCGGAGAGUCAGAGUCUGCUGCGGCUCCACAAGAUCUAUUUCCGCGGCACGACCAGUCCGAGGCACUGUCUACGCAAGAGGAAAUUUUCUUGCGCAUCACCGAUCUGAAAGAUCGCUUGUACGUAUUGGGAGGCGCGGUCAGUGCCGAUGGUACCAGUCGAGACGAACAUAUUAAAUCGGCGUCAGCAGGUGCAGAAGCGGGCCGUAAAUUUGGUGACGAAGAUACCCCCGGGGCAGAAAGAUUACAGGGGGAGAGCGGUCCAGCAGCAAAUAACCGCGUAGUCGUGCUGCAGCGACCGAACCUCGCUGUGUCGCCGGAUUUGGCGGGAACCCAGGCCGGCAAGGAGCAUUGGCUACGAAUGGAAACAGGUGGAUUUACUGACUCUACGUCGAGGACGGGAAGAACCCCAACCCAAACGUCAACGCUUCUUCUCUUCGAGAGUCUUGGGCGCGUCAACUGGUCCCGGGAGGUCGCGCGGGACCGCAAGGGGUUUCGCGUUGCCUGGUACAAAUUGGACCGGUACACGGGUAGGAAAGUCAAAUUGGCGCAGCCUCCCUCCGGUCAGUGGUACCUAUGUAAAAACGUGUUAGAGACACAAGGACGAGUAGCAGCAGAAGCAGCGGUGACGGUCGUGCACGACCGUGAGGCGAUGGAGAGGGCGGAAAAAUUGCAAGUGCCAACUGGUGAGAAGUUCGCGUCGUUUCCGCUCGUCUUCGAGGCUCAGUUCGAUUACCGAGCUUUGGAUGAGCCAGAACAACUACAGGCAACCUCUUCUAGUACUAUCCGAGGUGGCUUCUGGCUGGACGUUUCUCCGCUUUCCCGUGGCGUGGCGCUGGUGAACGGCCGCGUUCUGGGGCGAUACUUUGCGGAACAGGGCCCGCAGCGGCAGUUGUACGUACCCAAGUGCUUCCUCGAUGUUGGCAUUGCAAAUACCCUGCAGAUCGUCGACCUCGACCCACGGUUUUCGUCCCACCUGAAGAGAUCGAGUUUCGAACUGGCUGUGCGGGGUAGUAGGAGUACAAAUACUGGCAUCACAGACGGAACAAGGAUGAUCACCGGCAGAACAAGCAGUACCACGACGACCGGCACAGAAGCAGAGCAGAAUGUUGCAGCUAUCGUGGCCGCCGCAUCGCCUUUGGUGCAACCAGGAACAGCACUGCAGGAGGGUCGUGAUGUCCGUGCAGUAGGGAAGCGAAGCCGAAGGCGACGAACAAUCGACAUCGCGUACCCUUUAAUGGAUCCAUUUUCGACGGAAAUCACCUCUGUGCACUCUACGGCGGUAGACCCGGUUCCGAGGGAAACGGCAGACCGGAUGGACCAGCGCAGCUUCGCUCCUGCUUCAUCGUCUAGGGCAGCUGCAAUGCAGGAAUCAAAGUCCAGAGCUGGUAUUCUCGCCAUCCCUGCGGGAGCGAAUGCAGGAAAGAGCGCAGCGGUGCAGCACCAUACACUUCUUCUGGUUGCGCUCGAACAAAACACACAAAUGUCGUUCUCUGGUCUUGUCGUGCUCUAUCUUAUUGCGCUUUUCGUCUUUCAUCGCAGAAAUAUGUGCAAAUCUUCUGGAACGUGAAGCAAUUUUGAAUUCGAUCCACUAAACUACAAGCUAGAUGAAGCGUCAUAGAUUCAAGAACAAAAGCGAUAUGUGAAGAACUAGGCACAACUCACAACUGAGUGUCGUUGCUCGUACAAAAUGUCUAUACACAGGUCGG